Molecule: messenger RNA, 805 nt
Organism: Caenorhabditis elegans
Lineage: Eukaryota; Metazoa; Nematoda; Chromadorea; Rhabditida; Rhabditidae
Gene: smr-1
Product: Tudor domain-containing protein
Exons: 5
Coding region: 19-738 (239 amino acids)
Cellular component (GO): nucleus
Source: RefSeq, marked reviewed
UGAAAAAAUAGCGGAAAAAUGGAGGAAGAGCUCGCCUCUUACAAACUUCAGCUCCAGCAGGUCGAGGCGGCUUUGCUCGGCGAUCCGACGAAUGUGGAGCUUCUCAAGUUGAAGGAAGACCUCGGGGAGAUUAUUUCGCUGCAGGAAGAUUUGGCGGAAACCGACAAGGCAGAAUCAUCAGAGAGGGCUGUGGUGGCUCCGCAAGUGAUUCACAAGUGGACGGUCGGCGAACGAGUUAUCGCCCCACAUCCCGACGGAAAAAAGGUUUUCGCCAGAAUCGACUCACUUACGCCCGCCGGAGUGGCUAUUACCUUCACAUCUACCGGCACGAAAACCAUCGUAGAUCCCGCUGAUCUCCAACUCCCGCCCGAAAAUCAGCGAAAAAAUUAUGCAUUUGAUAACACAAAGUCGGCGGCCGGACCAUCGACUCAACACGGCAAAAAGGAAUGGCAAGCAGAAAAGGAGCGCCGACGUCAAAAAGCGCUCAAAAAACAGCAAAAACAGAAGGAGCUCGACUCGAUAAAGGAUGGCGAGAAGAAAAGUUGGCAAAAAUUCAACACAAAAGCCAACGCGAAAGGUCUGAAGGGCCUGAAGAAGGUUUCGGCGACAGGAUCAAGCCAGGAUGGCUCGGCGAGCAGCAGCGGCGGCGGCGGAGAGAAGCGAGGAACGAUCGUCUCGUCGAGAAGCUCUCAGUUCAUUUUUAAAGCCACCCGUGGAGCUAUGGAUUCACUUUUUUGAGCUCUCUUGUAUAUCCGAUUUUACUGUACUUUUUUUGUGUUCUUGAUAUAAUAAAAACUCGAUUUUU